This is a messenger RNA of Durio zibethinus, 1280 nucleotides long. RefSeq names its product aquaporin TIP1-1-like. NCBI's taxonomy places the organism in Eukaryota, Viridiplantae, Streptophyta, Magnoliopsida, Malvales, Malvaceae. Gene Ontology annotation, biological process: transmembrane transport; water transport. Gene Ontology annotation, molecular function: water channel activity. The record is from RefSeq and is a predicted model, not a curated record. Gene Ontology annotation, cellular component: plant-type vacuole membrane.
UUUUCAGUCUGUCCACCAAUCACAUUCCAAAUAAUACACCCUCUCUCCAUAUUUUUCAACCGGUAACCGAUUAAUCCCGGCCAGCUUGGACGACCCUUUCAAAUAUAAGUAAGAACCAAAGCUGAGAAGUGGAGACCAGUGCAGGCCAAUACUCACUCAAACAACACCCUGAUAUCUUCACUCUCCAUUCCGACCGCUUGAUUUUGAUCUUACGGUAAACAUGCCGAUCCGAAACAUAGCCGUUGGCCGCCCCGAAGAGGCUACUCACCCAGAUGCUCUUAAGGCAGCUUUGGCCGAGUUCAUAUCAACCCUAAUCUUCGUUUUCGCAGGAUCAGGCUCAGGCAUGGCCUUUAACAAACUGACCGAUAACGGAUCAACCACGCCAGCUGGUCUCGUAGCCGCCUCCCUAGCUCACGGCUUCGCCCUUUUCGUUGCUGUCUCCGUUGGCGCCAAUAUCUCUGGUGGCCACGUCAACCCUGCUGUCACCUUCGGUGCUUUCGUUGGCGGGAACAUCACUCUCUUACGUGGCAUCAUUUACUGGAUCGCCCAACUCCUUGGCUCAACCGUCGCUUGCCUGUUACUUAAGUUCGCUACCAGCGGCCUGUCUGUACCAGCUUUUGGAUUGUCAUCAGGAGUGGGAGUGUGGAACGCGUUUGUUUUCGAGAUCGUGAUGACUUUCGGAUUGGUUUACACAGUCUACGCCACAGCCGUUGAUCCUAAAAAAGGAAGUUUGGGAGUGAUCGCACCAUUGGCAAUUGGUUUAAUUGUGGGGGCCAACAUUUUGGCAGGUGGGGCCUUCGAUGGAGCCUCAAUGAACCCAGCUGUUUCAUUCGGACCUGCCUUGGUUAGCUGGUCCUGGGACAACCACUGGGUCUACUGGGCUGGACCUCUUAUUGGUGGUGGGCUCGCUGGGCUCAUCUACGAGUUCUUCUUCAUUAGCCACACUCAUGAGCAUCUCCCCACUACCGAAUAUUAAGCGGGGGUUCUAAUUAAUUGUCACACAAAAAGCCGAUUUUCUCCGGUUUAAUUUAAUUUGUUGAGUUCCGUAUUCUGUGUUUAAUUUGUGCCCGUUGAUCUUGUUUACUUUUCAUCCUGAUCCUUUAUCAUGAUCAUCAUGCAUGGCGGUGGCAGGUCAUGUUGUUUGCAAUUGCAUGCCCUGGAAAAUGGUAUUUGAGUGACAAUAUUUUUAUUUAUGACAACCAGGGCUGUAAAUGUCAUGAAUUUGUCUUAGCUCUUCUCUGUUUCUAUGAUUGCAUUUCCUAUUUCUUUUUCUUUUUCCU